Molecule: messenger RNA, 1484 nt
Organism: Lindgomyces ingoldianus
Lineage: Eukaryota; Fungi; Ascomycota; Dothideomycetes; Pleosporales; Lindgomycetaceae
Exons: 1
Coding region: 366-1394 (342 amino acids)
Source: RefSeq, a predicted model, not a curated record
UGUUUUACCGUCCCUCGCUUUAGCACGGAUCUCGUCACUCGCUAUUCAUGUUCGAGCAUUCACAGCCCCAUCCUUCUGCACUCACAACCCCGAAAUAGUUUAGCAACCUCGACUUCACCUUGGUCGGAUUUUACUCCCAAUCUCUGCAUUAAAAAAAAUCUCGACUUCUUUCCAGAGUCUUCCAAACUAGGAAAUCGCAUCUUGCACUAUAUCACACCACCUCAUCGCGCAUCCGGAAACGACCACAAAUUUCGCCUCCCGAACUUCUUAGCCCUUCGGACUACAUAAAAGCCGACAGAUAGCUUAUCUCGGAGCUUGUCACUGAUCACAAAUACUCAUCCUUCAAGCCAUCCACCGCCAUCGCCAUGCCGUCCUGCUGCAGAACCUGUGACCACCGCAACCACGCUGUAAACACCGUUUCUCUUAGCCCUACGCUCCUCGAUGUCUGCCUCAUAACCCUCAGCUUCAAGACUCCCGUUUCAACCUUCAACCCCACGCCCUACGCCGCGCUAAACGCCGUACUUAACAACAUCACCGACGCCGCAGAAAACACGUCGCACCCAUCACGCUUCACAAGCUGGUCGCCCUGUCUUGAGGACCCCAAAACUGCCAUCAUCGUCACCACGCUUAGCGAAACAUGUCAAAACAGCACAUCACCCCUCUUCUCACCGGUAUUACGCCACCUAAGUAACCCCCCAACCGUCCAGCACAUCCUCCUUGACUACUCCGCCAUCGCCCUUGCCUCCUCGUCUCCAGAUGAGAAAAUUGCAUUCGAUAUCAUCGUCGUCAACGCGCCAAACGCUACAGUCGCAGGCGCCAUCGGCAAGCGCUUUGGCUGGGAUCCUAAGCGUUCUUCUCUUUCCGCUAUGCUUGCUGUAUCGGCCCCCGCCGGCUUCAGUCGGCCCGGAGACCUCGUGCGGGAUUUCUGGGCGUGGACAGAACUUCCCGGCGAGCCUGUGUCGCCAUCGAGUUCAUAUAAUAGCGAAUAUGAAGGCGUGUUAAAGAGCACGAAUUCCGAUGAGAAGAAUAUGGCGAUGUUCCUACCUAGAGACUCGGACUCCGAGAAAGCGAAUGCCGAGGAUGAGACGCUAGUGAUGGUGUUUGAAUGGAGUAAUCGCGUGGAUGCAGAACGCUUUAAGCAUCCACUGCAAAAGAGCUAUGGGUAUAACCAGCAAAGCGUGAGUCCCGAUCUCUGGGACCGGCAUGUUGCGAAUCCAGUACGGCAGCUUGAAGGCAUUGGGGCCAAGGUCCAGCAUUAUAAAGUUGAGCUGAGGGGUGUUGAGGAAAGGAUCGAGACCGGUAAGCCUGGAGCGGCGAGGGAGAGAAGUGGAAGCCGGAGGCUUAGUGUCAUGGCCUCAGGAAUGGGCGAAAGGUUGAGUGGGUUCUGGCGGUAAUGGAAGGAGGUGAUUAGGCGGUGAGGUUGGCGAUGUUUAAGGCGGUGGAGAUAAUUUCCUCAGGUCGUGGAACAGGAAUGUCUCAACUGG